CUGAGCGCUUGGGAAGGGCAGUUGGGCAACAGGUUCCUACCCGACGACGGGCUUCCAAGUUUCCGUGCCACCCGCACACAGGCGCUCAGUCAAUCCCCCGAAUCGACCCACAGUCCCCUCGCUGCCCGGACUUGGACGUGGAGGUUGAGAGUGAACGGUGGCAGGGCCAAGGCUGGACACCGGUUGCGAGACCCCCGGGCCCGGCGGCAACACUGGGCGACACGCUGGGGCCAGGGCCGGGCCCCUCGCCGGCCCCUUCCAUGGAGACCGGCUGCCUGGGCCGGUGGAGAGCGGAGAACGACCGGGUAAUCAGCCGGUGGAAGGAGGCCCAGCACACUGCCGUCGACUGCGCCCUGCAGCAGGCUGCCCGGCAGAGCCACCUGGCCCUUAGUAGACUCCUCCGUGAGAUUCAGGGACUGCCCGGGACCGUCCGUGGACUCCCCCUGGAAAUCACCGUCCUUUACAACGCCCUGGUGUUGGGGGCCGGCUUGGCUGGGGGCUUCACCCGGGACCACGGCGACGGGAUCCGGAUCGGCCCACAGCGGGUCCUGGAGGCGCGUGGAGAGAGCAGCAGUGGGGACCCCCAGCAGCUGUGGGAGGCCGUCUUCCGGGCCCGUCCGCCCCCGGAGCUGUUCCUGCCUCUGCACCGUCUAGCCGGUCUGCAAGGGGCACUCUGGCUGGCCGCCGACCACCCGGGGAAAGCGGCCGACCUGCUUGGAAGGCUGAGCCCCGGCCAGGCCGAGCCCCCGCCCGGAGACAGAGCGACCCGAGGAGGGAGCGACACGGAGCGGCUCGUCGUGCUGCUGGCCCGGUGGGAGCCCCCCGGGGAGGACCCGCGGGCGGCGCUGGCCGCGCAGGGGGCCCGGGAGCUGAGAGACGCGAUGCUCACGGCCGCCGCCUUCCGCCACGGGCUGCAGGCGCUGGAAGCGGAGAACCCGUCCGAGGCGCUGACCGCUCUGCAGGAAGCCGCCGCCGGCCCGUGCUCCCGCCGCGUCCUGGCCGAGAUCCACACGGCUCUGAGCCGCUGCCACCUGCGCAUGGGCCGGCCCCAGACGGCGCUGCGGUUCCUGCUUGGGGCCCUGCAGGCCGACCCCCUCGGAGGGGCUCCGCUCUACCAGGCGGCGGCCCUCCAUCGCCAGCGGGGCCACGCUUCCGCCGAGCUGGAGACCCUGGAGCUGCUUGCGGAGGUCCUGAGCGUCCCGGACGACCCCCGGGGCCCAACCUUUCUCCGCUGCCUCGUCUGCGUGGAGUUCCUGGUCCCGGGGCCCCGCCCCACCGCCCCCCUGCAAAAGAGGGAGGUCAAGUGCCUGCUUGCCCGCAGAUAUCUCCAGGCCAGGAGAGCGGAGGAGGCCUCGGAGCAUUACCUGGACCUGCUGGCGCUGCUGCAGGAGGGGCCGCAGCAGCAGGUCUCUCCGUCCGGCAGCCCCGAGGUCUUCCUGGAGGCGGCGGCUGCCUUGGUCGAGGCAGGCAGAGCCCGGGCCGCCCUGGCCGUGUGCGCGGAGCUCCUGGGCCGCGUAGAGGGCCGGCUCCCUUCGGCGUUGAGGCUGGAGACCCCCGAGGCCAUCCCGGAGGAGGCGAAGGACCCACUGAGCCGCCUCCUGUGGGCGGCGGCCGCCCACCUGCUCCAGGGCCAGGCCUGGAUUGUCCUGGGGGAUUGGAAGCAAGCCGUGUCCUAUUUCACCCAGUGCCUCGGCUUCCUGUUCCGUGUGCAGCUCGGGAACGGAGGGUCGGAGGAAUCCCCCCCGGAGGUGGAAGCGCUGCGGCAGCUCCGGGGUGCCGCGCUGAUCGGGAGAGGGACGCAGCAGCUGGAGAACGGUCGGGAGGCCCAGGCCCUACAGGAUUUCCUCCUUGGAGCGCAGGUGUGCCCAGGGAACCGGGACACGGCCCUCCACCUGGUCCGGGCCCUCUGGAAGCUGAACCGCAGGCAGGAGGCGGCGGCUCGGUGGCGGGAGCUGGAGGCCCCCUUGGCGGAGCCGGACGCGGAGAGCCAGCGGGCGGCGGACAGGCGCCUCCCCCUGUACCUGGUCUCCUGCCUGAGCUGGAGUCGCUUCCCGACGGAAGAGCCCCUUCUUGGAGAGCUGCGGGCCCACGCGCCGCAAGCCGCCGGCCGUUAGCCACCCAUCCCCGGCCACCCGGCGGGACUGCCGCCUCCUUCUCCGGGAGGAGUGUGGAUAAGGAAGAGGGAGCUCCAGAGGAACCGUCGGG
Molecule: messenger RNA, 2205 nt
Organism: Tachyglossus aculeatus (Australian echidna)
Lineage: Eukaryota; Metazoa; Chordata; Mammalia; Monotremata; Tachyglossidae
Gene: FANCG
Product: FA complementation group G
Exons: 15
Coding region: 261-2114 (617 amino acids)
Biological process (GO): interstrand cross-link repair
Cellular component (GO): Fanconi anaemia nuclear complex
Molecular function (GO): protein binding
Source: RefSeq, a predicted model, not a curated record